CGUUUGACAUUUAAGUCAUUUAAGGGCAAUACCAACAUAAGAUAUAGAAAGUGAAAUAUUAAAUGACAUGUACAACAUCGUUUUCGAGUUUUUAUUAAGAUUUUUAAUCGACGAUUUGUGAACGUUCGAAGUGCAACAAAAUCUAAAAAAAUGACCGGAAAUAGACGUUAAAUUGUUUCCGAAUUCGUCGGAUUCGGUGCCAUAGUGGAGCAGAUGUUUACGUUUUUCAUUGAACAAUCUUGAAGGUACCACCGAAAAUCGAAUAAAAACCUCACACGAUGUCCGACGAUAAACUCAUCGAAGCCAUCGAACAUUACCAGAGAAACUUGAAUAGAGGACUUAAGGAUGACAAUACGGCCAAGCUUUUGCAUUGCAUCUUCAAACUCUCCAACUUACCAAUUACGGUGGGGCAUUUGGAAGAGACUGGAGUUGGGAGGACGGUGAAUGCAAUGAGGAAAAUGGAAGGAAAAGUUGGGGACGCAUCCAGAGAGUUGGUUAAUAAAUGGAAAUUAAUGGUCUCUCAAAAUCAGGACUGUGAUGAUACCAAUAAAAAUGAACCUAAUGGUAAAAGCGAUUCUAGUCAUAGACAAAGUGAUAAAUCGAAAAAUAGAUCGGAUAAUUCAGAUUCGGAGAGUGAAAACACAAGUUCGGAUGAGAAAUCUUCGGAAAGUGAAAACGACGAUGAAGAAGACGAAAACGAUUCAGAUAGAUAUGAAAAUGUAAAAAGACAUAAAAGUGAAUCACCACCAAGAGAAAAAUAUAAAAGUCACCACCACCACCAUAAAAAAAGUUCAAAGGAUAAAAGAUAUAAAGAUUACGAUCGAAAAGAGAAAGAAUACAAAUAUAAGAAAGAUAAAUCACCAAGUAGAUCACCAGAAAAAAUUAAAAGUAAUAAAGAAAAAGACAGAUUUAAAUCAAAUUCAUCAAAUAAACGUAAAAAUGAGGUGGACAAUGAAAGAAGUCAUUCAAAAAAACAUAAAAGUCAUCAUAGUAAGGAAGAUGAAAAUGUAAAUGAAAGUAAAAGGAUUAAAGAUAAGUCACGUACUGAAAGUAAACAUAAAGAAAGUAAUCAAUCUUUAAAUUCUUCACAAUUGGUGGUGAAGGAGUCAAAAAAGGAGUCAAAGAGGGAGAGUUAUGAUAAAAAAUCGAAAAGUAAGGAAAAAGAUGAAAAGAAAGAUGAAAGAAAAGAUGAAAAAAAAGAUGAAAGAAAAGAUGAAAAGAAACAUUCAAUUAAAAAAGAAUCGAAAUCGAAUCGUAAUGAAAAUGGGAUUUGUUCUGAAUCUGGGACGAGUUUCGCGGACGCUUUAGGAAUGUUAGAACCAUCCACAAGUAAGAGUACCAUCAUUACUAAUAGUAAUAAAAAAAUAAAACCGGAACGAAGUAUACGAGAAAAAACUCCUGAAAAAUCUUAUCGUAAAGAAUCCUUAGAUAAAGAAGAUAAAAAAGAGAAAAAGAAGGAAAAAGAUAGAGUUUCUACUUCUUCUUCUAAAAUAGAAGUGGUGGUACCGCCCCCACCACCUAAAAACGACGUCGAUAUAAACAUAUCAAGUCUAUUACCUAUGAUAACACCAAAUUAUCGGCCGUUAGCGAAUCCUUUAUACGAUAGUAUGCAAAAUUUGGCGAGGGGGAAAGCUUUGAAUGAUGACGAAGCUUUAAGUUUAGUUAUGUCGCAAAAAAACCAAAGAACUAAAGUUUAUUCCGGUAAUAAAAUGUUUUUUAACUCAAUUCCAAGCUUAUUCGAAUUGUGUAUAAGAGUCUUACAGGAUAAUAUAGAUGCUUUAGAAUACACUGGAGGAGUUCCUUACGCAAUUUUAAAACCAGUAUUAGAUAAAGCGUCACCUCAACAACUUUACACAAUGGAACAUUACAAUCCUUAUUUAAUCGAAGAUACUGACGAAUUGUGGCAAUUUCAUUGUUCGAAAGAUUUUAAAAAUAAGCGUAGGGAAGAAUUGGAAUCGUGGCGUGAAAUGUAUAUGCGUUGUUUAGAUGAGCGCGAGGCGAAAUUGAAAGCUUUAACUGAAAAUAUAAAGGUGGCACAAGAAAAAUCAACUCCAGUUCGACAAACUAAAUUGGCGUACAUUGAUAGUUUUGUAAAACCACCGCGGGAUGUUAUUCGGAAACAAGCUAAGAAUGGGAUUGAUAAGAAACCGUUGAUUACGCCACAAUCGAGAUUAAAUGCGAUUGCAGCUGGAAGUUCAAAUGCCCAAGUUUCCGUUCCAAAUCCUGUUAGAGCGUCGAGUAAUAAUAGUUCGGGGGCGGUUAAACCUAAAAAAGCUCCGUUAAUGCAAAAGACGUUGGCGUUUUUAAAAGGUGGAAGGUUUCGUAGAUAGAAAUUUAAGAAAAAAAUUAAUAUUUUUUAAUUAAUUUUAAAUGAUUAUGUGCAAGUUUUGAAAUUGUUAUAUUUUUUCUUUUUAAAGUACAAAAGGAAAUGAAUUUUACGAAAUACAAUGAAAAGAAAAAACGAUAAAGGACACGAUAAUGGGAUUGUUGGACUUUUUUGAAUUUUUAAACUUAUUAUUCUUUUUGUAUAACUAAAAAAUUAAUUAUGUAAAGUACAUGAAAUUUCCAUGUUGCUAGGUUGUAAUAAGUAAUUGUCCUUAGUAUGAUGUGUAUUUUUAUCAAUUUAUAAAAUUAAAUUAAUUAUUUUGGUA
Onthophagus taurus is the source of this 2651-nucleotide messenger RNA. The record is from RefSeq and is a predicted model, not a curated record. Lineage: Eukaryota; Metazoa; Arthropoda; Insecta; Coleoptera; Scarabaeidae.